UCACGCGGUUAAGACAUAUGGAAAUCGAAAGUGGUUUAGUAAAGAAAUCACAAAAUGGCGUCUAACUUAAACAUUUCGCAGCAAAAGGGAUCAGACGUAUUUUACGACGUUUGUUGUUCUGUUUGCGAAGAGGAUGGCAUACAUAAUGAAGGACUGUUUCAUUGUAAAAUAUGUUUUAAAACAUACUGCGACGAAUGUGUGAAAAUGCACAAAAAGCUACUUAAGGAUCACGCGGUGUCAGCGAAAUCUGACGGUGAAAGCUGGUAUGUUGCGAACAAAGUGGACGAUACUAUAGAGUUAUGUGAGGAGCACACGACUGAGAGACUAACGAGGUUCUGUGAAGAUCAUGAACAGUUGCUAUGUCAUCUAUGUCUGCUUCUAAAACACAGGCAAUGCAGUAAGGUGUUUACAUUGGCUGAACAGGCCAAAUCAAACUCACAACGUAUACGCCUUGUUCAAGUGACGAAAGGAAUAGAAAAGUCGCAGAAGCGUUUAAAGGAUAUGGUGGACAGAGGAAAAGAUAACAUAAAAUCACUUAAAGCUUCUUACGAACACAUUUGUGAAAAAAUACUUGAUGAACGUCGACAGAUCAACGAGAAUCUUGACCGACUUCAGCAAAACACCAUAAGAGAAUUGGAAUCAAUUCACGAGCGCUUAAAUAAUUCCAUUGAAGAUGACACCAAGCGAUGCUUAGAAUGUAUUUCAAAGUUAAAGAUAUUUGGCGCUAAGCUCAAAGACAAUACUCUACCUGAACGAACGUUUAUUACGUUAAGAAAAUGUAUUGAUCAAACUGCUGCAGCAGAUUUACUCCUAAAACGCAUGAUCAAGAAGGAUGGAACUGAUAUUAAAUUCCAGCCUAACCGUGAAUUGAUUCAAUGUCUUGCAGACUGCACUGAUCUUGGGAAAAUCAUCAUAGGCGAUCCACAACAUAACGUUGAUCCAAACAAGAUUGUCAGCAUCGAGGAGAAGUCAGAAUAUAAUGUUCGAACAGCUACUGAUAAAUUAUCAUGUGCGAUUAGGGGUAUAUUUACGACUUCCAACAGGGAUCUCGUUAUUGCUGACUUUACCAAUAAGUGUGUGAAACUCCUUAAUCAGGCGUACAAGGUGAUUGAUCAAGUUCAGCUGCCUUCUUAUCCGAUGUCCAUGUGUAGCAUUUCCUCCUUCGAAAUGGCGGUGACUGUAAGCCAAUAUAUAGCCGAUGCUCUUAACGGGAUUCAUUUCUUACGGGUAGAUGGCGGAAAGAUUAUACGCAAACAGGUUCUAAAAAUGAAUCAUGCCUGUUAUGGAAUUGCGCAUGUCGAUGCAGAAGUGUUUGUGACUUCCGGUACUGCGUUGUACGAAUACACAAUGGACGGACGGUUAGUUAAGAAGUUAUACGAAGAUAGAACUGGACCAUCCCCAGUUGCAGGUGUUGGGGUGAGUCCUGAUGGGAAGAUGAUCUAUGUGACGGACUUAAGUAAUGGCAUGCUUCGCACGCUGACCAGGGAUGGAACAAUCACAGCUACGUUCCAGGAUCCCGCAUUCAAACAUGGCUGGCUUACAGAUAACAUACAUGUGGCAGCCACAGGGCAGGUUUUCGUCUGUGGUGACAACUCCAUAAGUCAAGUGGAUACAGUCGGCAAGACAAUCCUCAAUACCAUCUCUGUUGACAUUGCAAAACCUGCAUCUGUCUUCUUUAAUGAAGAAACGAGAAAACUAAUAGUUGGAUUUUGGAGCCACGACAACAUCAAUGAGUUCAAAACAAAAACAGUUCCGACUUUUUAAUUGACAAAGAAAGCAAAUAAAGAAAGUAAUUACAUCAUUACGUAAUGUAUACUAUUA
Molecule: messenger RNA, 1821 nt
Organism: Dreissena polymorpha
Lineage: Eukaryota; Metazoa; Mollusca; Bivalvia; Myida; Dreissenidae
Exons: 3
Coding region: 55-1764 (569 amino acids)
Biological process (GO): positive regulation of DNA-templated transcription
Cellular component (GO): chromatin; nucleoplasm
Molecular function (GO): protein binding; ubiquitin-protein transferase activity; zinc ion binding
Source: RefSeq, a predicted model, not a curated record